This is a messenger RNA of Bathycoccus prasinos, 1989 nucleotides long. RefSeq lists its product with no specific name. NCBI's taxonomy places the organism in Eukaryota, Viridiplantae, Chlorophyta, Mamiellophyceae, Mamiellales, Bathycoccaceae. Gene Ontology annotation, molecular function: protein binding; fatty-acyl-CoA binding. The coding region runs from base 1 to 1989 and encodes 662 amino acids. The record is from RefSeq and is a predicted model, not a curated record. The transcript has a single exon.
AUGAUACUAAAUAACAGAUUCCACGCGGCGACGAAAGUGGCGAAACUUCCAUCCCUGGAAUCCACGUUCACGGACGAAACGAGGUUACUGUUAUACGCGUUAAAAUCGCAAGCUAUGCACGGCCCGACGGAAAUCAAAAGCAAAUGGCACAUGACGAGAGAGGAACGAGGGAAGUACGAAACGUGGGCGAAUUUGGGGAAAAUGUCGAAUUUUGAAGCCAUGCGAUUGUACGUGAAGCUCUUAGAGGAGGAAGAUAAGUAUUGGUACGAAGCGAUCGACGAAGAAACGAUGGAGAUUAAAGAGAAUUUCGGGAAAGUGAUGACGGAGGAAGAGAGGAUGAAUAGUAACAACGCGAGCGCGUGCGCGCGGGUGAAGAAAGUGGCAAAGUGGGCGGAAGCGAUGGAGAGGGGGAGGUGGGAAACGACUACUACUACUACAACUUCUACUUCGAAACCACCGUGUCCGAGAUACCAACACGGAGCGACGUUAACCGGCGAUGGAUCGAAGAUGAUUGUUUCCGGCGGGUGUUAUCGAGGGCGAUUUGUCGCCGAUACGUACGCGUUCGACGUCGCCGCGUCGAGAUGGAGAAAGAUGGAAUACACCGAAGACGAAAGAGUAUGGGGGAAGAGUUUCAAGCAGGAAGAGAAAGAGAGCUUAGCGCCGAUUAGUGGUCACAGAUUGAUCACUUUGAAAGAUGGGUACACGUAUUCGUUCGGAGGUAAGUUUUCAAAGGGUUCGAAGAGGGCCAACGAUACCGAUUUAGCCGUCUUUCGAUUGGCGUUGAUGGAAGCGGAGGAAAAUUCUUCUUCUUCUUCUUCUACUAGCGUUCUCAAAGGCGCGUGGAUUCCGGUGCACGUGAAAGGGAAGAGAGGCCCGUGCGCUCGACGAGGCAUGUCUGUCACGAAAGUAGGCAAAGACGGCGACGUGGUCGUAUUCGGCGGCGAAGACGAAGAUCGAAGAUAUUUGAACGAUUGUUGGCGCUUAGAUUUUAAAACUAUGAGUUGGGUCGCGUGCGAUGAGAAUACGAACGCGUUGACGGGAAAUAGUUCGGAGGAUCAAAAGGAAAAAGCGGCGGUUGCGUCGGUGUCGGCGACUUUCGUAACGCCGGCGGCGCGAGCCGAGCACGUCGCCAUCCCGUGGGGCCGCGAUAAGAUGAUCAUUUUUGGUGGCACGGGAGCCUCUUUCAAGUGCUUCGACGACUUAUACGCCUUGGACGUGUCGAGUGGGAAAUGGAAGGCGGUAUCCGCCUCUUCUUCUUCGAACAAUAAUGUUAGCAAAACUCCAUUAGCUCGGGCCGGUCAUUGCGUCGCGUCGCUAAAGAACGACCGGUACGCGUUAAUCAUUGGCGGCGGGAACAACCAAAACGGCGUACUGGAAACCGCGAUUUUAGAUUUGAACGAAGUGAAAUGGAUCACGUCCGACGACGAGAACAACCCCGAGUUUAUGAAGUUUGAAAGUCCAAAAUUUGUCGGCGAAGGCAUGAGCGCGGUGAGCUUUGAAUCUGUGGACGGUAACGAGUCCGUUUUAAUGACGUUUGGGGGUUAUAACGGUUCUUGCGGGAACGAUUUACAAGUGUAUAAGUUACCGAACGAGUUCCCAACAAGGGGUACUACGAUUGCCAAAGAAACGACGACGACUACGGGGAAGACGACGACGACGCCAUCGACGAACAACAACAACAACAACAACAACAAAGGAGACGGAGAAGACGAGAAGAAGAUAGCAGAACUUCAUCACCUCUUGACGCAAGCCAGAGAAGAGGCGAACCAAAUCCGCGCCGACGCUCGUCUCGUCGUCGACGCGCACGCCUCUUUACAAUCAAAACUCGAACACACAGAACGCAUGCGUGUGGACGCCGAAAGCCUCCUUAAAUCCGAACGAAAAAUCAAAGCGCAAUUAAACGAUAAGUUAGAGCGUUUGGACCGUGAGAAUCUUCGCUUGAGAGAGAGAUUAAAGGAGUACGAAGGUAAUAAUAAGGCUUGGUUUUAA